AUGGCUCAUAGGGAUAGGAUAAGUAACUUGCCUGAGGAAUUGCUCCUGAAAAUAUUGUCGUCACUGCCCGCGAAAGAUGUAGCAGUCACAAUGGUUUUGUCAAAACGAUGGAAGUUUCUAUGGACGUUGGUGCCAAGACUUGAAUACGACCACUCCAUGUAUCAAGACGACGUUGAUGGCAGUAGUAGAUUCUCGCGGUUUGUUCACAGUUCUCUGCUGCUACACGAGGCUCCCUUUCUAGAGAGUUUGCGUCUCAAACUCGAUCAUUACUCUUGUGCUGCAGAUAUCGGAGUAUGGGUUAAAACCGCUGUGAAACGCUCUGUUCGUGAGUUGGAUAUCGAGAUUAAUAGUCCUUCCUUGUCCACUCCGGUCUUACUUCCAUGGAGCUUGUAUAGCGAGGGAUGUAAAAGGCUUGUGACACUGAAACUAAGUCACACGACUCUUGUGGAUACUUCUUCUUCCUCGCCAGCUUCUUUCACAUCCCUGAAAAAGCUGAGCCUUGUUCACAUGAAGUACCCUAGUGAGGAUUUUGUUUUGAAUUUCUUAUCCAAUUGUCCUGUUCUUGAGGACUUGGUUGUGGAACGAUGUCAUGAUGACAAUGUGGUUGUUAUCCCUGUGAUCGUACCGUCUCUGAGGAGGUUAUCGUUGUCUAGAGCAACAGACAGAGAUGAUGAAGACAAAAGAUCUGCGUUUGUGGUAGACGCUCCUUUGUUAGAGAGCUUGGACAUUGCUGAUCAUAACGACAUGAAGCGUCUCUAUCUAUGUUCAUCAACCAUAAAGAAUGCUUACCCUGAGGGCAGUGUCUUCCACCGUCUUGUACAUCUAACGCUAUGCACAUGUGGGAGGAAGUGGUUGAAAUUUCUUUCGCGUCUGCUUAGAGAUUCUCCUAAAUUACAAGUUCUCAGAUUUGAACAGUGCCAUGAGCUUCCAGAUGACGAGCCGCGUCCGUGUUGGAAUGAACCGAGCUCAGUUCCUGAAUGUGUGGUGUCGAGUCUUGAAACUCUGGAAUGGGUAAAAUAUGAAGGAACAGAAGAAGAGAAAGGAGUAGUGGCAUUCUUCUGA
Microthlaspi erraticum is the source of this 1062-nucleotide messenger RNA. The record is from the annotation of a GenBank genome assembly. NCBI's taxonomy places the organism in Eukaryota, Viridiplantae, Streptophyta, Magnoliopsida, Brassicales, Brassicaceae.